This is a messenger RNA of Halichondria panicea, 848 nucleotides long. RefSeq names its product cilia- and flagella-associated protein 97-like. NCBI's taxonomy places the organism in Eukaryota, Metazoa, Porifera, Demospongiae, Suberitida, Halichondriidae. The coding region runs from base 128 to 712 and encodes 194 amino acids. The transcript has 5 exons. The record is from RefSeq and is a predicted model, not a curated record.
GUAGCAACAAGUUAUCAACUCUUCACUAUUUUCCCACAUUAUUAUUGUAGCUAGCUCAGCCAUUUAAUAGCACUUGUGUAUAUAGUGUGUAUAGAGUAGACUGACUGUACUUUGCAGGCAGCACAGAAUGGCUUCUUGCAACAGACUACUGCAAAAGAAAUGGGAAGACAAGAAGUUCAGAGAUCACAGAGACAGGUUACGCAAAAUUAAAUCCUCUGUCGACAAUGGCUACCCACAAGAGUUUGUGCACAUCAGAGAAAACAAAAAAAAGCAAAAAAUUGAGCAGGACAGACAGGCCACUAUCCAGCGUCACAAUAACCAGCUGCUCAAACGAAUGCACACGAUAAUGCAGACCACAGGUGGCGUGGAUCACCGCAACACUGACUGGCGACCCAAGAAGAGCCUUAACACAGUUAAGAGACAGCGUGAGAUGGACCGAAUCAGUCGAGAAAACCACGGCCUUUUGAGACGUCUAGAGACAAUACAACCUCAGUACAGCACUCGGAAGUGGGAAGAGGAUUUCCUAGAGCAUCAGUCUCGAGCCAAGAGCAUGCAGCUGUUCCCAUCAUUGCAAGAGGGUAGGAUGCUUGUGGAGGGACCUAAGCUGAGAUCUGAUGUACCCAUACUCCCACCGAUUGUCACCACAGGCUCGUCACGACCCGAGACACAGCCAAUGAGUGAAAUCAAAGAAGAAAUUGAUGUUGAUGACUGAAUAAAAGCUUGCACACUAAUUCAAUUAAAGCACUCACUUUAUAAUUUUAAUUUUGACAUGAACAAUAAUUUUUUUUAUAGCUUGUAGAAAAAGCAUUAUUAUAAAAAACGAUUUUAAUUAAUUUGUGCUAUCUGAA